Chlorocebus sabaeus (green monkey) is the source of this 6564-nucleotide messenger RNA. It is a transcript of the gene SYK, whose product is annotated as spleen associated tyrosine kinase. Gene Ontology annotation, molecular function: ATP binding; non-membrane spanning protein tyrosine kinase activity. Gene Ontology annotation, biological process: intracellular signal transduction; protein phosphorylation. Gene Ontology annotation, cellular component: cytoplasm. The record is from RefSeq and is a predicted model, not a curated record. Lineage: Eukaryota; Metazoa; Chordata; Mammalia; Primates; Cercopithecidae.
CAAAAUACUGAUGGAAGAAAUCAAAGAAGAUGUAAAUAAAUGGAAAAGUAGUCCAUGUUCAUACGUUGGAAGACUCAAUGUUGUUAAAAUGUUCAUUCUGCCAAGCUUGAUCUGUAGAUUCAACCCAAUCCCAAUCAAAAUCCCAACAAGCUGUUUUGUAGAUAAUGACAAAAUGAUUCUAAACUUUACUUGAGAAGGUAAAAGACCUAGAAUACCCAACACAACACCCACUAAAAAAGGGACAAAGUUGGAGGACUCACACUAUUCAAUUUCAAGUCUUACUAGAAACAGAUACAAUUCCUGCCCUUAUAGGACAAACAGACAUUCAUCAAAAAUGCACAUGCUAGAAAGUAAAGGUAAAUUAAAUCAAAACAGUGGUCAGUGGUACAAAAGGAAAGCAUGUUGGUUUUGAUGGUGAGGACAGGGACAUGUUUAUCCUGAGCUCAAAGGGUAGUCUGGACAGUGGGAGAAUUUUUAGCAGAGAAAAGGGCCACAGCUUAGAACAUGUAGGAAGGGAGCAAAGUGGGGGCACUGACAGCCAGAGCUACUCAAAAGAGAUGUGGAGGGAAAGGAUGUUAUGUGGUUUUGGAGACAAGUGGGCAUGUGUGGGAGGCUGAGAGGUGAGAUAGGUGGGAUUGGCAAGGGGUUGACUUUAAGCAGUGUAGAGAAGGGAGUGAUCUAAGAGAACUUGGAUUUUUAUCUUCAUAAAUGGAUGGAGCUCUUGGGCCAAAGUUCUCAAACUUGAGCUUUUGAAAUACAGAACCUAGAGCUUCACCCCAGAGUUUCUAUUUGGCAGCUCAGGGUGGAACCCUAAGAAUUUUCAUAUCUUCCAUGUUUCCUGGUGAUGCUGACAUUGCUCGUCCAGAGACACACAUUGAGAACCCAGCUCCAGGGAACAAGAAGGAGCUCCAGGUUAGGCAGGAAAGCCCCAAGCUUACAUUUGGAUGGGUUGACUAUAAGUGCCUUUUUACUGCCACCUGAAGAUGGUAGCUAAGAGAAGAGGUGGGCUUCAAAUAUUGGCUCCACUACAUACUGUGUGUUCUUCAGCAAGCCAGUUGUUCCUCCUGAGCCUCAGUGGCCAGGUCUGUGAAUUGAGGAUAACAAUAGUAUCUACCAUUAGGAAUGUUGUGCAGAUCAGUUGAUAUCUGUUGAGUCAGGUACUCAUGGAAUAGCUGUUUUGCAUUAUCCUCAUCACCUUCAUCAUCAUGGUCACUCUGGCCAGCACUAAAGACAUACACCCAACCUCUCUGUGGCUGAAGUUUAUCUUCUAUAAAACGAGAACCUGUUUUUCAUGAAGCUGUCAUUUUCACCAGUUUGGGAUGCAGGUGCAGAUUGCCUACUGUUGCGUUUCUGAACACUCCCCUCGCGAGACUCCUAACCCCACCCCAGCAAACUCAUCAACAUGACUCCUUCCAGCUUCCACCGCUCUGGGGGAGGAUUCCUUUUUAUCUUGCAUUUCCAGUGAUGUUUCACGGCCUUUUGUGGAGUGGACCCUGGCUGAGCUUCUGGCUCUUCUUGAGCGUGGGGAAUAUCUCAGACUGCAGUGGGAAAUUCAAAAGCUGCUUGCUUCACAAAGUAAGGGAAUGUUAGUAGAUGCUUGAAAAGUACCCUGAGGGAGCUGGUCAGAGGUGCUCUGUAAAAUUGCAUCUGUUGCUAGCACCAUGAGCAGCUGUCUGCCCAGGAGGCCUGGGAACAGGGACAGAGAGAGCUGGCACCCUUCCUUCCUCUGCCCUACACAUUGGCCCUUCCACCAUUAAGACCAUCUCCGCUUGACUUUUUCAGUCUUCUGGCUAGGAAUUAGCAUCUUGAGGUCUCCAUUAAGAUCUUUUCAAGGAUGCUUUUCCUAUUUGUUUCAAUCUUCUGGUUGAAUUUGAUCCAUGUUAUGAUGUCGGACUUUUUAAAAAACAUAAAACAAUCAGGAAAACGUUGCUAUACCCAUCCUAGCAAUUCAAGACCAAGUUCAUUUUGGUAAAAACACUUGGGAAAGGGCAUUUCCAGGCUGGCUACUCACUAAAUGGCACAGUCCUGUGCACUGACUCCCUCUUCAACUGGUGUGUGUUCUGGAGGGAUCUAUGUCUCAGAGCAUUACUUCAUUUUGAAUGUGCAAUUAAAAGAGGCCCCAUGUUGCUGGGGAUCUCACACUUCUGCUUUCUGGUUUGUUUUGCAUGCUGACACUUUGAGGAAAAGCCCACUUCCCUAAUUACAGACAUCGUCCAGCAGCAGGAAGCACUCUGGCUUGUUGAUGCCUGUCUUGUGCUUUCUCUCUGUUUCAGCUGUUUUACUUUUAAGAUACUCCUCUCAGAUUUGUGCGCUUCUUCCCUUCCCACAUUUUAUACUGCCCAGCGCCUGGGAUUCCAGACCUGCGUUUGAAUCGAGGAGAGGGAGGUGGACACCUGCGUAGGCGUGUGCCCUCCGGCCUCUGAAGCAUGGCCAGCAGCGGCAUGGCUGACAACGCCAACCACCUGCCCUUCUUUUUCGGCAACAUCACCCGGGAGGAGGCGGAAGAUUACCUGGUCCAGGGGGGCAUGAGCGAUGGGCUCUAUUUGCUGCGCCAGAGCCGCAACUACCUGGGCGGCUUCGCCCUGUCCGUGGCGCACGGGAGGAAGGCACACCACUACACCAUCGAGCGGGAGCUGAACGGCACCUACGCCAUCGCCGGCGGAAGGACCCACGCCAGCCCCGCCGACCUCUGCCACUACCACUCUCAGGAGCCUGAUGGCCUGGUCUGCCUCCUCAAGAAGCCCUUCAACCGGCCACAGGGGGUGCAACCCAAGACUGGGCCCUUUGAGGACUUGAAGGAAAACCUCAUCAGGGAAUAUGUGAAGCAGACAUGGAACCUGCAGGGUCAGGCUCUGGAGCAGGCCAUCAUCAGCCAGAAGCCUCAGCUGGAGAAGCUGAUCGCCACCACAGCCCAUGAAAAAAUGCCUUGGUUCCAUGGAAAAAUCUCUCGGGAAGAGUCUGAGCAAAUUGUCCUGAUAGGAUCAAAGACAAACGGAAAGUUCCUGAUCCGAGCCAGAGACAACAACGGCUCCUACGCCCUGUGCCUGCUGCAUGAAGGGAAGGUGCUGCACUAUCGCAUUGACAAAGACAAGACAGGGAAGCUCUCCAUCCCCGAGGGAAAGAAGUUCGACACGCUCUGGCAGCUCGUCGAGCAUUAUUCUUAUAAAGCAGAUGGUUUGUUAAGAGUUCUUACUGUCCCGUGUCAAAAAAUCGGCACACAGGGAAAUGUUAAUUUUGGAGGUCGUCCACAACUUCCAGGUUCCCAUCCUGCGACUUGGUCAGCGGGUGGAAUAAUCUCAAGAAUCAAAUCAUACUCCUUCCCAAAGCCUGGCCACAGAAAGCCCUCCCCUGCCCAAGGGAACCGGCCAGAGAGUACCGUGUCAUUCAAUCCGUAUGAGCCAGAAGUUGCACCCUGGGCUGCAGAAAAAGGCCCCCAGAGAGAAGCCCUACCCAUGGACACAGAGGUGUAUGAGAGCCCCUAUGCGGACCCUGAGGAGAUCAGGCCCAAGGAAGUUUACCUGGACCGAAAUCUACUGACGCUGGAAGACAAAGAACUGGGCUCUGGUAAUUUUGGAACUGUGAAAAAGGGCUACUAUCAAAUGAAAAAAGUUGUGAAAACAGUGGCUGUGAAAAUUCUGAAAAACGAGGCCAAUGACCCCGCUCUUAAAGAUGAGUUGUUAGCAGAAGCAAAUGUCAUGCAGCAGCUGGACAACCCGUACAUCGUGCGCAUGAUCGGGAUAUGCGAGGCCGAGUCCUGGAUGCUGGUUAUGGAGAUGGCAGAACUUGGUCCCCUCAAUAAGUAUUUGCAGCAGAACAGACAUGUCAAGGAUAAGAACAUCAUAGAACUGGUUCAUCAGGUUUCCAUGGGCAUGAAGUAUCUGGAGGAAUGCAAUUUUGUGCACAGAGAUCUGGCCGCAAGAAAUGUGUUGCUGGUUACUCAACAUUAUGCCAAGAUCAGUGAUUUCGGACUUUCCAAAGCACUGCGUGCUGAUGAAAACUACUACAAGGCCCAGACCCAUGGAAAGUGGCCUGUCAAGUGGUACGCUCCGGAAUGCAUCAACUACUACAAGUUCUCCAGCAAAAGCGAUGUCUGGAGCUUUGGAGUGUUGAUGUGGGAAGCAUUCUCCUAUGGGCAGAAGCCAUAUCGAGGGAUGAAAGGAAGUGAAGUCACCGCUAUGUUAGAGAAAGGAGAGCGGAUGGGGUGCCCUGCAGGAUGUCCAAGAGAGAUGUACGAUCUCAUGAACCUGUGCUGGACGUACGAUGUGGAGAACAGGCCCGGAUUCGCAGCAGUGGAACUGCGGCUGCGCAAUUACUACUAUGACGUGGUGAACUAACCGCUCCCAUACCUGUCGGUGGCUGUCUUUGAUCACAAAAGCAAUCACAGGAAAAUGUAUCCAGAGGAAUCGAUUGUCAGCCACCUCCCUCUGCCAGUUGGGAGAGCCAGCCUUGGAUGGAACACGCCCGUGACGCGUCACCCAAAGCCUGUCCCAGGACUCACCCUCCACAAAGCACAGGCAGUGCUGGGAGAGAAGACGGAUGGCAGGAUCCCAGGGGCUAGAUGGAUUUGUUUGUUUUCUUGUCUGUGUGAUUUUCAUACAGGUUAUUUUUACAAUCUGUUUCCAAAUCCCUUUCGUGUCUUUCCCCUUCUCUGGGUCCUGGAGUGCAUUUGUUACUCAUUGUGCCCAGGGGCAUUGCAGAGUGGCCUAGAGCACUCACACCCCAAGCGGCCUUUUCCGAAUGCCCAAGGAUGCCUUAGCAUGUGACUCCUGAAGGGAAGGCAAAGGCAGAGGAAUUUGGCUGCUUCUACGGCAUGGCUGUGACAGCCCAUGAGACUGAUCCCUGGUCACUGAAAAGCUUUCAUGACAAUAAAAGUGUUUUGAGGCUUUAAAAAGAAAAUCAGGUUUGACCAGUGCAGUUUCUAAGCAUGUAGCCAGUUAAGGAAAGAAAAAAAAAAAAAAAAAGCCUGGAUACUGCUUUUACUGUCUCUGUUAUGAGAUGGAAGACUUACAUGUUUGUGAUAAAAGGGGGCCAUUUGAAUGAAUUGGCUUGGCUGGCUUUCCCUCCGAAAUCCUCUCUCCCGCAGACUGUCUUGAAGACCUGGUGACUGGUAAAUAAAGCCCUGCAUGGAGGCUGCAGAGCAGGGGCAAGAGGCCCAGCCCCCGGCGUCUCACUGAGGACAGCUUCGGGCUGCCUUCCCCUGAACAUGGUCCACACCUUCCUCUCCUCCACAGAGAGGGUGCUGCCAGAAUUCCCUGUUGCUUUCUGUGUCUGGAAUGGGGGACAGUACAGGGAUCAAAGCCACCUAAAGAGUUUCCAAAGGAAGUGUUCAUUCAUAACAAGCCAAAGACCCUGAGCCUCACCACAAAUAGGCCUUUUGGAGUGUGAGUUUGAGGUGAAGAUACAAGACCAGAGAAUUAUUUUCUGGUCUUAACUAAUCCUUGACUUAUGAAAGGAGUGGUUGGAUGUGCCAGGUUUGGUAAAGUGGUGACCGCAUCUGAGAAAGAGGCUGUGAGGCUGAACUCCUGGUGGCUUCCUUCUGUAACUUCCAGAGGGAGUCUUUAACACAAGCCCCGUGCUCAUAGGAAUAUGGUGGCACCUACGUAGGAAGUGUGUGCAGUUUUCUGUCUUCUUUCUGUGUGAUUUUUGGCCUCUUUCUCAGCACUUCUCCCCUCCCAGGAGCCUCGGGAUGCCAAACAUCCAGAAUGUGAUGGGGCAAGAGGGGGGCAGGGGCCUCACCUCCCUGCAGAGGUCCAGCCGGGUCUCCUUGUCCCUGGACAAUCUCCUGAGCCUGUCCGCUUGGUGAAGCAGGCACCUGUGUGCAGAAUUCCCACUGUGGCCAGCACAAGGAAGUCUUUUCUAGUGAAAAUGUGUCCUGUGGUCAGGAAUAAUUAUCCUUUCCCCUGCAGCCACUAAGAAGGGCAAAUAUCGAAAGGCAACUGAAUUGAAGGAUUGGUCAUGUGAAAAGGGCUACAUUUGGGAAGCUGGGAAAGGCCUCCAGGCUUCUAGAGCUUCCAGAGCAGCUAGCUUGGGGUGGAUUCUCAUACCCAGGCUGCCCCUUGGAUUGUUCUACCCAAGCUUUUCCCUGGGGUCUGGGCUCACUCCAUAAGGUAAGGUGCCUUUCACCUUAUGGUGCUUCUUUAGCAGGGAACAAAGGAGCAUCAUGGACAGACUGCCCUAGAGGCAUCACAUUGGCUCCUGGGGCCGUGAAUAUCUUGUCCCCUAGCAGGGCUGAGUGUUUCUGUCACAGAAAACAGUGCGUUCAGUGGUGAAAAUCAUUGCAUGCAUGUUUUCAUCUGAGCAUGUCCUUCUCCCAUACUCCCUAUCACCCAGCCCUGCCUGUAGUUGCUGGAUGGUGAUUGCCCUUGGACAUCAGUCCAAUGACUGCAAGUUGGCCUGGAUUUCCACUUGCAGAGGCAACAGCUGCAUUGUCAGGCCUCCCAGCCCUGCAAAGAGCUCCCUCCACUGGUUAGCAGUGUGUCAUGUUUUCCAUUCAUUUCAGAAGAGCUACAUUGUGUCACUGGACAUUUUUAAAAACUGUGAUUUUUAAUAAAAACCUAAAUUUAG